CUCGACUUCCUCCUCUUGAUCUCCCUUCGAUGACUAUCUACUCAUACGCCCUCUGUCGGCGAUGACCAUGAUAUUGCAAAUCAGCUGCGAUGUUCCGAAUCCUUGAGUCGCAAGCUCCGGCCAAACAAACGGCUACGGACACAAUUGACGUGUUAAGCAGUAGACUACAAAGUGCUACAUUGCUUGAAGAUAGACGGGCAGCAAUUCAAGGACUCAGAAGCUUUGCAAAGCUUUAUCCUGCUUCGGUGGCCUCUGGUGGUCUGCGAUCACUGAUCAGCAGUCUACGCAAUGACAGCGAGGAUGUUGACACCAUCAAGGUGGUCCUUGAGACCCUUUUGAUGCUAUUUACGCCUGAUGAAUCCAGUCCUGAAGCGUCGGAUGAAAUCGCCCUGUGGCUGGCAGAUGAAUUCACUCAGCGACAAGAUAAUAUUACUACCCUACUCGACCUUCUCGAAGCCCGAGAGUUCUACUCCCGCCUGUAUUCUCUCCAGUUGAUGUCACACAUUUGCAGCGCACGACCUGAACGAACACAAGAAUGCAUUUUCACAGCGCCAUUGGGUAUUUCCAAGCUCGUCAGUACGCUCGCAGAUGCGAGAGAGCCGGUCCGCAACGAGGCACUUGUCCUGCUUAUCGCCCUGACCCCCGCAUCGGAGGAAUUGCAGAAGCUUGUGGCUUUCGAGAAUGCGUUCGAGAUACUCUUUUCUCUCAUCGAAGCAGAGGGUGCAUUGAGUCUUGGAACUGAAGUCGUUGAAGAUUGCCUUUCCUUGCUGGCUCACCUGCUGAGAUUUAAUGUCUCAAACCAAUCGUUUUUCCGUGAGACGGGCUCUAUAAAAAGAGUGACAGCACUUCUUCAUGAAUGCCAACAGGAGCCAGAGGGCGACGAGCCCGUCCCUCAAAUGACUCAGCUCCACCGAGAUAAGAACGUCUGGGGUCUCCUGGCCAUCAUUCAGCUGUUUUUGAUUCGUGGUGGCAUGAGCACACCCAUCAAUCAGACUGCAUUUUGGCAGAAUGGUGUGACAGAACAAGUACUCAGUAUAGCAUUUGGCCAAAGAUUCAGUGUCAACGUCACAUCAAAGGCAUUGGCAACUUGUGCUGAUCUUAUUCGCGGUAACUCGCCAUUGCAAGAAAGAUUCGGUGACAUCGAAGUCCUAUGGGGCUCUUACACCCGUGACGAUCAGGUCGCCAAUGGUGAUGCACAUGAACCACUGCGCAUCAACGUCAUCGAAGCUUUCCUAAAGCUCAGCCUUGAGCCUGCCCCCAACAGCCUUUUGGAUGCACGGCUAGCUGCUUGUGAAUGUAUGAAGGCAUUCUUUGCCCAUCAUUCUGGAAUUCGCAUGCAUGUUCUCAGGCGAGCAAUCGAAGGACAUACUAGUGGCCAGGACAAGAUCCCAAACAUCCUCUCUGUGCUGCUCACUGCGCCGGAAUCGCGAGGAAAUGCCGAUCCAUACCAAGUGUGGAUGGCAUCUGUUUUGAUGUUCCACCUGAUCUUUGACGACGGAAAGGCGAAGGCACUAGCUAUGAGUGUUACCGAGGGCGAUGCUGACAGUGGCGAAGAAGUUGUCACCAGUGUUCAGUCUGUGGUCGGGAACCUAAUUACUGGUUUGCAACGCGGCGAUGAUGAAAGAAUCACAGUUGGCUACCUGAUGUUGCUCUGUGGUUGGCUUUUCGAAGACCCGGAUGUCGUCAACGAUCUCCUUGGAGAGGGCAGCAGUAUCCAAACCCUGUUGCAGGAGAUCAAACACCAGCGGGUCCCCAGUAAAUUGGUACCUGGUCUUUGCACUGUCCUAUUGGGUGUCAUCUAUGAGUUCUCUACUAAAGACUCUCCCAUCCCUCGCAUCACGCUUCACAAGUUGCUUGUUGAGCAACUCGGGAGAGAACAAUACAUCGACAAGAUCACGAGGCUUCGAGAAUGUGAAUUGGUCCGCGACUUUGAAGUGCUACCACAAACCUCAGGUGGUCAGCUUGAGGGUGGAUUACCUGAGGUAUUCUUUGAUCGCUCUUUCAUUGAGUUCCUCAAGGAUAACUUCAGCCGUUUGCUUCGGGCUAUUGAUCGUGAACCAGGAUUUGAGAUUUCUGUCGUUGCCAACGGCGUCGAGAAGGGUGUCUCACGUGAGCUUGUGGAUUCUUUGCGCGCAGAGCUCGAAGAUCGGACCCAAACCCUCCAAAAGCUGGAGUCUGAUCUUGUCAGCAUCCAACGAAAGCUUGAUCAAGAACAUCAGGAUCACCGAAAAACCAAGGAAUCCGGCGCUAUCGAGUUGACGAGGGCCCAGCAGGCCCAACAAUCGCUACAAUACAGUCAUGCACAGGAGUUGUCGCACCAAUUGUCAAGGCUAGAAGAGCAGCACAAGCAUGCCCAAAAUGAUUUAUUGAAGCAACACGGUGACCAGCUCCGCGCGAUCGACCGUCAACUCAAGGAGGUUUCUGCUGAGUCCGAAAGAAAGAGUCACCACGCCAAAGAAGUGAGAGAGCAUCAUGAGCGCGAAGUUGCUGGUCUGCAGAAAACCAUUCGUGGCUUGGAGGUAGAGCUCUCUCGAAUCCAGGAACAACAUAUGGCAGAGGUUGCCAAUUUCAAGAACAGAGCCCAAGAGUUGGAAAAUGUCAUCACCCAGUCCAGGGAGUCAUACAAGGCACAGGGUGCCGAUCUUGAAAAGAAAAUUCAAGACUUGGAAGACACAAACAGAUCUCAUUAUGGACAGGUUGCGGAUCUUAACAAAAAGAUCCAAGAGUUGGAAAGCACUAUCAGCCAGUCGGAGGAAGCCCACGGUAGCCAGGUAACCGAACUCGAAAAGCACUUUGAAAACCUCGAAAUCUUGAAGAAAAGUCACGGCGACCACGUGACGGAUCUCCAGAAGAAGAUCCAAGAUCUGGAAAACAACAAGAAAUCUUCUGAUAGCCAAGUUGCCGAUCUCCAGAAGCAGAUCCAGGAUCUAGAGAGUACCAAGAAAUCUCAUGGUAGUCAAGUCGCCGACCUUGAGAAGAAGAUCCAGAAUCUGGAGAGCACUAAGAAAUCUCACGAUGACCAAGUUUCCGACUUCAAGAAGAAGAUCCAAGAUCUGGAAAGUACCAAGAAAUCUCACGAAAAAGAAGUCACCGAACUCAAGAACAAGAUCCAGCACUUAGAGAGCACCAACAAAUCUUCCGAUGGAGAAGUGACUGGCCUCAAUAAGAAGAUCCAGGAUCUGGAAAGCAUCAAAAAGUCUCACGAUAAGGAAGUCACCGACCUUAAAAACAAGCUCCAAGAGUUAGAAAGCACGAAGGGGACCCACGACGGUCAGGUCACCGAUCUCGAAAAGAAGAUCCAGGACCUAGAAAGCGCCAGAAAAUCUGCUGAAGGUCAAGUUGCCGAUCUCGAAAAGAAGAUCCAGGGCCUAGAAAACACCAAGGGUACCCAAGGUGGACAGGUCAUCGAUCUAGAGAAGAAGAUCCAGAGCCUGGAGACUUUAUUGGCAGCAUCCAAGAAGGAACACGAGAAGGAAGUUAAUGACUAUAAGAAAAAGCUUGAAUCCUUGGAGUCGGAUCUUUCCACUGCCAGAAAAGACCACGAGAACUCGGCUACUGGUCAUAGUGACACGGUUGGGAUUCUAGAGUCAAACCUCGCUACAGCCCAAAAGGAGCAUGAGACUGAGAUCGCUGCUUUGAAGAAAACAGUCGCAUCCCUUGAGUCAGAUCUUGCCAAGUCCCAGAAGUCCAGCAAGGACCUUCAAACAGCCCAAGAAGACACCUCAACUAAAACCUCUGCGCUGGAAACUCGGGCCAAAGAAGCUGAAGACAAGGCCAAGGAGGCCGAGUCUCAGGCUCGCAGUGCUGCUGACGCUCUCAAGGCAGUCCAGGCUCAGCUUGAAAAGGCAAGGGCGGAAGCGAAAGAGAAAGAGGAGUCUCGUCAAACCGCCCAAUCUGAACUGGAAGACCUUCUAAUUGUCUUCGGAGACCUAGAGGCAAAGAGAACCCAAGACAAGAACCGACUCAAGGAGCUUGGAGAAGAAGUCUCAGAGGCUGAGGACGAUGACGAGGACGAGGACGAAGAGGACGAUGAGUGA
This is a messenger RNA of Penicillium canescens, 4037 nucleotides long. RefSeq lists its product as uncharacterized. Bases 90 to 4037 code for a protein of 1315 amino acids. Gene Ontology annotation, biological process: intracellular protein transport; transcytosis; endoplasmic reticulum to Golgi vesicle-mediated transport. Gene Ontology annotation, cellular component: Golgi stack; cytoplasm; ER to Golgi transport vesicle membrane. The record is from RefSeq and is a predicted model, not a curated record. The transcript has 5 exons. Lineage: Eukaryota; Fungi; Ascomycota; Eurotiomycetes; Eurotiales; Aspergillaceae.